This is a messenger RNA of Dermacentor andersoni, 992 nucleotides long. Its product is annotated as solute carrier family 22 member 2-like. Gene Ontology annotation, molecular function: transmembrane transporter activity. Gene Ontology annotation, biological process: transmembrane transport. Lineage: Eukaryota; Metazoa; Arthropoda; Arachnida; Ixodida; Ixodidae. The record is from RefSeq and is a predicted model, not a curated record. Gene Ontology annotation, cellular component: membrane.
AUGCACGUUUGCUCACCGUGGCGGGUCCUGAUUGCGCUGGUUGCCCCCCGUCGCAGGUUCUCGAGCACCCUGGUGUACCUGAGCGUGGUCACGCACUUCUGGCAGCGCGCCACACACGGAAUGUUCAGGGCCAAGCAUCUGGCCACCAUGCGCAUGGUUUCCGUGGUGACAAGCUACGUCCUCAUGGAACGCUACGGGCGCCAGCGCACCUCGGCGGUCGGCCUCUUCAUCGCGGGCGUCACCUGGACGCUCGCCGCAUUCGUGCAGAACGAGGAAGACCUUGAGUACACGGUCCUGGUUGUUCUCGGUUUGUUUGCGCAAGCCAUAGGGCACUCCGUGCUGUCCGUGAUGAACGUGGAGCUGUUUCCGCAGCUCGUGCUAACAUUCGCCUACUGCUGGGGCGAGGCAUCCAACGUGCUCGGCGCGCUCAGUUCACCAUACAUCAUGUUGCUGGGUGGCGACGACGGGUCGUUCGUGCCGCUCGUGCUGUUCGCUGUGCUGACGCUGCUCAGCAGUGGCCUGGUGCUCACCGUGCCCGAGACGAGACGGCGGACCGCUUACGCGCGCGCCUAUGCCACGACGCUAUUCGAUGCUCCAGUAGCAUCUCGCAUAAACAACGUGAGCAACGUGGGAGACGAUGGUCCCUGACUGGCCCCCGUCCCGGCUUGCAUCGGACGUCGUUCAAUUCGUUCGGUCUCAGGGACCACGCCUAAACACCCGCCGCGCGGUUUCGUGCUUGUAGCUUUUUCUGCGGACGCCGCAGAUUUGAAGAUGCUCCAUCCGCAGCUUUUCCGAUAAACUUAUACUACAGCAAUCAAUUCGAUUUGUUAUCUCAUUUAUUUAUUUUACUUACUGGCAAGGCCCGAAGGCGUUACAGAAAGAAGUGGGGCAAAAAAAGAAAAACAAAAUGCAGUUAGAAUAUUAACAAAGGACAUUCUAUACAGUGGUCAUAAAGUUGUUUGUCUCGGUGAUGAGUGCGACAGAUGUGGAAA